This is a messenger RNA of Schistocerca nitens (vagrant locust), 459 nucleotides long. RefSeq lists its product as uncharacterized. The coding region runs from base 1 to 459 and encodes 152 amino acids. The record is from RefSeq and is a predicted model, not a curated record. NCBI's taxonomy places the organism in Eukaryota, Metazoa, Arthropoda, Insecta, Orthoptera, Acrididae. The transcript is spliced from 3 exons.
AUGGUGGUGUUCAGGUGGGGAUGGCGUGCACGGUGGGGCAGUCACCGUGCGCGUGGCGGGCGACGUGCCGGCGCUGCCCGGGGGCCUACAGCGUGGCGGGCCCCAUGUGGGCGGCAGCACUGGGCGGCUGCGAGUGGCUCGAGUCGUGGAAGCUGGGCCGAACGCUCGACGACGCCGUGCUCGACCUGGUGCGCCGCCUGGCCGACGCGCCGCUGCCGGACCCGCCGCCCAUUCUCAGAGCGCUGCUCGGACACACGCUCGACGAGGUGCUGCUUCGAGGACUUACAGCGCUAUACAGCUUGCUUGGAUGUGAAGAUCAAGAGCAGCAACCAGAUGGCGGGAGCGACGGCGCAGCUGUGUCUGCCACGUGGCUGGCCGCACAGUACCAGCAGCUGGCUGAUGACGAGAAGCGCCUGGGGGCAGACAACCCUAGCAUACGAGAGCGCCAGGCCACGCUGA